AUGCAGCGGUCGCCAACGAAGACUUAUUCAAAUCCCAACCUAACGAGCUCAGAUAUGGUCACGAUGAGGAAACGUAAACAACCUGAUUGUGCGUGCAAUUUUACUUCAUUUUCGAUGGAAUUUAAAAAAGCAAUGUCGGACCUGCAUACGGAUUUCGUAAACUCACUAACGCAAAUUAAUGAGAACAUCAAUAAUGUUAUAAAAAAGGACUUGGAAAACCUGUCGCUAGUCACAUCUGAAAUCAAAACGGAAAUAAAUACUUUGCGUAUUGAAAAUAGCACCUUAAAACAACACAUAGAUGACUUGGACACUAAAUAUAACAGGAUGACACAGGACUUAAGCAAUUUACAGGAGAGUGUUCAAUUCCAAGCACAGCAGUGUGAGUCUAUUGAGAGUAAGGUCCACAAUAUGGAGGCUACCUUGAAGAAAUCACCGGUUGACCCGGACUACUAUCGGUCACUAGAAAAUAAAAUAGAUUCCCUCGAACAGCAAGCAAGAAAUAACAAUAUCGAGAUCUCAAAUCUCCCGGAAAGGCGUAACGAAAAUCUACUUACCUUAAUAGAAUCCAUAGGAUCCCUCAUCAAGCACCCUGUUUCUAAGAAUGAUAUCCUAGCUAUACAUCGCGUGCCUCACGCGCAAGUAAGUAGCCGCCCAAAAAACAUAAUUGUUAUGUUUUCAUCUCGCAUGCUUCGUGACAAUGUGUUAAGUGCGUACCGCCUGUCAAAAGGUCUUAAAUCUGAACAGCUUGGGCUGUCUGGUACAUGUCUCAAUAUUUACAUGAAUGAGCAUCUAACGCUAAAUAACAAAAUAUUAUUUCGUCAAUGUCGCGAAGCUGCAAAGAAACAUAGUUUUAAGUUUGUAUGGAUCAGGCAUGCUACUGUGCUUGCGCGCAAGUCUGAGUCAUCGCAUGUUGUGGCCAUUCGCUCACCGAAUGACAUUAUCAAAUUUAUUUCUAACCAGAAAUCUAACGAACAAUAA
Molecule: messenger RNA, 978 nt
Organism: Amyelois transitella
Lineage: Eukaryota; Metazoa; Arthropoda; Insecta; Lepidoptera; Pyralidae
Exons: 1
Coding region: 1-978 (325 amino acids)
Source: RefSeq, a predicted model, not a curated record